GUAUUGCGGCAGUACCAUUGUUGCACAGACCGCGAACCACUAGAAACGCGUUUUAGCUUCGAAUUUUUCGCGUGGAAAAUAAGGAAAUUUUGUGAGUUUCGAUAUGGAUAGCACUGAGUUCAGGGAGUUCGGAAAAGCUGCCGUCGAUUUUAUUGCUGAUUACUUCGAUACAAUCAGAGACAGGGAUGUGCUGCCGUCUAUUAAGCCAGGAUAUUUGAGGCCCCUCGUUCAGUCAGAGGUGCCGCAGCAGGGUGAAAAAUGGCAGGAUAUUCUGAAAGAUAUGGAUAGGGUUAUCCUCCCUGGAAUCACGCACUGGCAUUCACCAAACUUUCAUGCCUACUAUCCAACGGCCAAUUCGUAUCCAGCUAUAGUUGGCGAAAUGAUGAGCGCCGGUUUGGGUGUCGUUGGAUUUAAUUGGAUCGCCAGUCCGGCUUGCACCGAACUGGAAGUUGUGAUGAUGGACUGGCUGGGAAAAUUGCUCGAAUUGCCGAAGGAAUUUCUAAAUGAAUCAGAAGGACCAGGUGGAGGUGUUAUACAAGGUUCUGCUAGUGAAGCGACUCUGAUUGGUUUACUUGCUGCAAAAGAACGAGUUGUUCGAAGAUUGAUGGCCGGAAAUUCAAAUAUGACAGAAUCUGAGAUUAAAGGGAAACUAGUUGCGUAUAGUUCGGAUCAAUCUAAUUCUUCUGUAGAAAAGGCUGGUCUCAUCGGUUCCAUGAUUAUGAGGUUGUUGCCGUCCGACGAUAAGGGUAGGUUAACAGGUAAAAUACUGACAGAAGCAAUUGAAAAGGAUAAAAAAUCUGGAUUGAUUCCGUGCUACGUGAUCGCCACUUUGGGUACAACCCCGACUUGCGCUUUCGAUGAUUUACAAGAACUUGGUACAAUUUGCAAUGAAGGGGAUAUCUGGAUGCAUGUGGAUGCAGCUUACGCAGGAGCAGCGUUCACUUGCCCAGAAUAUCGUUACUUGAUGAAAGGCGUAGAAAUGGCAGAAUCAUUCAACUUCAACCCGCACAAAUGGUUGCUGGUCAACUUCGAUUGCUCCGCACUUUGGGUGAAAAAUGCUAAAUACUUGGUAGAGGCAUUCAACGUGGAACGCAUCUAUCUCCAACAUAAGCACACCGGAGUUGCCCCAGAUUACCUCCACUGGCAAAUCCCGUUGGGCCGAAAGUUCAGGUCCCUGAAAAUCUGGUUCACAAUGCGCACGUAUGGUGUCGAGGGAAUCCAAAAACACAUCCGCGGUCACAUCGAACUCGCCAAGUACUUUGAGAGUCUCGUUAAACAGGACGAACGCUUCGAGGUGACCACCUCCAGCUUAGGUCUCGUCUGCUUCAGACUGCACGGCGACAAUAAUCUGACGCAAUUGCUACACGACAAGCUCAACAAUAACAAAAAGAUAUUCACCGUUCCGUGCAAGUUCCGUAACAAAUUCGUCAUCAGGUUCGUAAUCACCAGCAGAUUGACCGAACAUAGCGACAUCGAUUUUGCCUGGAAGGAGAUCACCAGCUUGACGGAACAAAUAGUUUCCUCUCCGUGCCUUUCCAAACAGAAGAUCUCGCACAUCCAAGAAAUGAAUAGCUGCGAAAAGGUCAAUGGGCGCGUUGAAAAAUCUAAAUAGUUUUAGUAGAAACUGUAGAUGUAGUUGUAAAUAAAAGGUCCAUAGUUUUUUUAGUACAA
This is a messenger RNA of Nicrophorus vespilloides, 1671 nucleotides long. RefSeq names its product aromatic-L-amino-acid decarboxylase-like. The record is from RefSeq and is a predicted model, not a curated record. Lineage: Eukaryota; Metazoa; Arthropoda; Insecta; Coleoptera; Silphidae. Bases 104 to 1612 code for a protein of 502 amino acids. Gene Ontology annotation, molecular function: pyridoxal phosphate binding; aromatic-L-amino-acid decarboxylase activity. The transcript is spliced from 4 exons. Gene Ontology annotation, biological process: amino acid metabolic process; catecholamine metabolic process.